AGGAUAAUGAAUUGAUUCCUAACAUAAUUAAAAGGUAUUAGUGUUUGCGGCGUCUUUUUUUACAUUGACUUUGGUAAUAGUAGAGAGAUGCUGACUGAUAACAGACAACAGAUUGAAUGAACAGUCAUAAUGUAUUUUCAGUGCGGCGCUGCAAAGUGAUCGCUUUCAUAGGGAUUAGUAAGAUGAACCUCAACCCUUUAACACUUCUAUAAUAUGAGUUUUUACUCACAACAUUUCAGCCCCCUAUGGGUUUCUGUGCACGCUGGACCUUAUCACCCAACAAAAACGGAGGACCACAAGUAGCUAGAGGGAGAAAGAACGUGAAGGUUGACAGUGGAUAACUGAACAAAGACCAGAAGGAUCCGAAGUGGAAGUGACACCGAUUAAAAAGGGAAAUAAACAACGCCAAAAUGUCUUCAGGCAAAAACAAGGAUCAAAAAGCCAAAGUGGCUAUCAAGAAAAUGUCCAGAGUGUCCGGAGUUACAGUCAUUCAAAGUGUUGAACUUGUACCUCUGGGAAAGUCAACACCUGACUUCACCCGGAAGCCAAUGGCUUUAAACGUUCAAGAAGGUAAAAAGGCUCUUUUCAAAGCAAUGGUUAGUGGAGCACCGCCCCCUGUUGUUACUUGGGAGCGUACCAGGGGUGAAAUGAAUGACCCUAAUAUGUACAAGACCAGAUAUGAUGCAAGAGGUCGAGAGCACAUUUUGGAGAUACCUAGUGUUAAACAUGAACACGCUGACACCUACAAGUGCUUCGCAACCAACGACUACGGAACGGCUUCCUGCAACAUAACGCUAAAUGUUAUCGAAGCGGGCUCACAGCAGAAAGGCCAGGGAGGCAAUGGUCAGGAUUUCAGAUCAAUGCUAAAGAAAACCGUUGUUCCCACCAGAAAAAAACAACUGCCGCCAAAGAAGGAGGGAGAGAUUGAUCCGAAGCUCUGGGAACUCCUCCUCAGUGCUCGGAAAAGAGACUACGAAAAAAUAUGUUUGGACUUUGGGGUCACUGACUUCCGCUGGCUGUUGAAAAGACUCAACCAGAUGAAGAAGGAAAGGGAGGAUGAGCAGGCAAAGGUUGUGGAGAAGCUGGAGAAUGUGAAACAAAUACAAAUUAAACCCAAUGGAAGAGCUGAAUUUAGUAUGGACAUGAAGCUAUGGGAUGCCAACAGUUCCAUUCACCUGUACAAGGAUGGGAAAUUGGUGCCUUAUAGUGACGAUGCAAAUUCCAAGUACUGUUUGAAGAAAAGUGGGACAAGGUAUACUUUCAGCAUUAAAGACCCUCAGCCUGAAGAUGCUGGAUUUUAUCAGGUCGAUGUUGACGACACCAAUGUUCUGACAACUGACUUUCAAGUACCUGCUGUGGAGUUCAUGGACCAGAUCAAAGAUGCGAAGGCUGUUGAAAGUGAAGAUGCUGUCUUUACGUGCCAUCUCUCCAAACCUCUAAAUGGAAUCACAUGGUUAAAGGGAGACAUGUCUCUGGAUGAUGUGGAUAAAUAUGAGAUCACGGUCUCAGAGGACAAACUCGUUCACACGUUGACAAUAAAAGACUGUAACGAGGCAGAUAAGGGCAAAUACUAUGCCAUCGCUGGUUUAACUGCCAGCAGCGCAUCCCUUGUAGUUGAAGCUGAUCCAGAUGGCAGUAAAAGACGUAAAGGUAAAACCGAUAAUCAGGAUGAGAUAACAAAACGGAAGUUGGAAAAAGAAGCCAAGCUACGAGCAGAGCAAGAAAGACUGGAGGCAGAAAGAAGAGCUCAGGCAGAAAAGGAAGCUGCAGAAGCAGCAGCAAAGGCUGCACUGAGAGAUGGGGAUGGAAGUGGUGCUGGAUCUGAUGGGAAGACUGGUGGAGAUAAAAGUGAUGGUGAUAACAAGAAUGAGAACCUCCUUGAAGGAGAUCUGGGGAAUAAAAAGGGUGACAAGAAAGAGGAGAAUGAUGAAAGUAAGAAGAAGAGAUUACGAGAAGGUCCUUUAGUUCCGGAUACUGUUACAGAUCGAGGAGUUCAGUUUGUCAGUGGUCUGUCUGAUACAACUGCUAAACUCGGGGAACGAGCAGAGUUGUCUUGCAAAAUAAGCAGUGAGACAACUAAAGGUCGUUGGUACAAAAAUGGGAAGCUGCUAACCAAUGAGGAUGGAGUAAGAAUAAUCAAAGAGGGAGCCUGUCACAGGCUGAUAAUUGACUGCUGUCAAAACGAUGACACUGCCGUUUAUCGCUUUGAAGCUGAGGGACGUAAAUCAGAGGCAACUCUAAAUAUUCAAGACCCCCCAAAAAUUGACCAAGAUGCUCUGGGAGAGUUCACCAAGCCAGUAACUGUAAAAGCAGGUGAAACUGCAGAAUGGAAGCUUCCGUUCUCUGGUGGUGUACCAAUGAACGUUCAGUGGCACAAAGAUGACGAUGAACUUGUACCUGCCUUUAAUGUUAAAAUUGAAACAUCAGCCAAUGAAAGCCAACUACGUCUGACAAAGUGCCAAAGGAAAGAUAGUGGAGAUGUGAAAAUCAAAAUGAAAAAUGAAUUUGGUACAAUGGAGGCCAUCUCAAAACUUAUCGUAGUUGACAAACCUAGUCCACCUCUGGGACCUGUGGACAUAGUGGAAAGUGCUGUAACAUCUGUGGAGUUUAAAUGGAAACCUCCCAAAGAUAACGGUGGUUGCCCUGUCACUAAUUACAUCAUAGAGCGCCAACAGGUGGGGCGAAAUAAGUGGACUUCUCUUGGAGAGAUCCCUGGAAAAAACCUAAGUUACAAAGACUCAGACGUUGACCCUGGAAGGAAAUACUGUUAUCGGAUCAAAGCCAAGAACGCAGAAGGCGUCAGUGAUUAUCUGAAGACGGAGGACAUAGCAGCGGGUGUACUGCGUUAUCCAGGAAGCCCAACAGCACCUAAAGUUCAAAGUGCUUUUAAAGACUGCAUCAAUCUGACCUGGGGUUCUCCAUGUGACACUGGAGGAACCAAAAUAGUGGGCUACAAUUUGGAGAAGCACAAGAAAGGCACUAACUACUGGAGUCUUGUAAACCAAGGAGGGCCGAUUACAGACACAAAGUAUGCAGUGAAAGACAUCUUUGAAGGGGCAGCGUAUGAAUUCAGAGUGUCGGCUAUUAAUCUGUCCGGUGCAGGAGAUCCAAGUAUCCCAUGUGACACGGUGAUCGCAAGAGAUCCCAUGAAGGCACCAGGAAAAAUUACAGGCCUAAAAUUAACAUCAUCUGAUUACACCACACUCUCUCUGGCCUGGAAUAAACCAAAGGCACUAAAAGGGACAGAAGAUGAAGCUCAAGGAUAUUAUGUGGAGAUAAGACCUAUGGAAAGCCCUGACUGGACCCGCUGUAACUCCAUGCCGAUUAGUCUAACCUCCUACACUGUACUGGGUUUGAAAGCAAUGACUUCAUACUGGGUGAGAGUAAUUGCCACCAAUUAUGGAGGUGAUGGAGAACCACAGGCAUUCGACAAUUACCUGAUUGCCAUGCCCCCUCCUGUGAGGCCAAAAUUCAAGGACAGAAAUAUGACGACUUUCGUUGUGGUCAGAUCUGGUAACACAGUACGUCUGAACUUCAACUUUGAGGUACUUAACAUUACUACAUGGAUAUUAAAAUACUGCUGUCCUUAUACUUGUCCAAUUGUGAAUCUGACAUACUGUAUAUUUCAGGCCUCCCCACACCCUGAUGUUUCUUGGUUAAAAGAUGGAAGCCCGGUGGGGAAACAUGUGACUAUCACCAACUCUGAUAAAGGCUCUCAAAUGUUAAUCCCCACAUCUGAACGUUCUGACACCGGUAUCUACACCAUCACACUCAAGAACCUGGUGGGUCUGGAGAACUUCAAUGUUGAAGUCAGAGUUACAGAUGACCCUAAGCCUCCAGGACCAGUAGAGUUGGAUCAGAUCAUUCCAGGAACAGUGACCCUGUCCUGGUCUUCUUCUCCAGAUGAAAAGAGAGACGACAGACUGCACUACAUGAUUUCCAAAAAGGACUCUUCCAAGGGCACUUGGAGGACAGUGGCCGACAACCUCUACAACAACAAGUUUACAGUCAUCAACAUUUUGCCAGGACGAGAAUACAACUUCAGGGUGUACGCUAAAAAUGACAUGGGCCUCUCAGAACCUUCAGAAUCCCCUCGGUUUGGAAUCCAAAAGGAAAAAGAAAAGUUCAUAAUAAACAAGAGGGAAACAAAAAGCCGGAACCUUGAGUCACCACCAUCUUUUCUGGUUCCCCUCAAGAGGCGUACGGCGCCAGAGGGUUACGAGUGUUGUAUGAGUUGUGCAGUGAGGGGGAACCCGGCACCACGUGUGACUUGGUACCGUGACAACGUCAGCCUGAACACAAACACCAACUACUACAUCACAAACACGUGUGGCGUUUGCUCCCUGCUCAUAUUGAGAACAGUAGCCAAAGACAACGGAGAGUACAAAGUUGUCAUUCAAAACAAACUGGGCAUCUCAGAGUGUUCCAUGAUCCUGAAUGUCAAAGAGUGAAGAGCAGCUACACCUGCUGGACAGAUGCGGAAUUAAUCUAAAAAAAAUACAAUUCUGGCCUGAUUUGAUUUAAAUAAAGUACAUUUCUUCUUUAUGGAUUUUACUCGAUGAAAACAACCAACUUAAAACUUAAUUAUUUCAGCUUUAGAAGAUUCGAUACUUGUUUAGAAGGUCUGGUUUAGAGUCAAUAGUUACAAGUGCUAUAAAACAGAGCUGCCUUGAAAAUGUUUCAAUUUCAUGUAUGAAUAAAAACAGAAAAUAAAAAAAAUUUAAAAAAAACACUUGCUC
Cynoglossus semilaevis (tongue sole) is the source of this 4739-nucleotide messenger RNA. Its product is annotated as immunoglobulin-like and fibronectin type III domain-containing protein 1. The record is from RefSeq and is a predicted model, not a curated record. Lineage: Eukaryota; Metazoa; Chordata; Actinopteri; Pleuronectiformes; Cynoglossidae. Bases 411 to 4451 code for a protein of 1346 amino acids. Gene Ontology annotation, molecular function: protein binding. The transcript is spliced from 23 exons.